Molecule: messenger RNA, 1194 nt
Organism: Ochotona princeps (American pika)
Lineage: Eukaryota; Metazoa; Chordata; Mammalia; Lagomorpha; Ochotonidae
Gene: SPATC1L
Product: spermatogenesis and centriole associated 1 like
Exons: 4
Coding region: 117-1148 (343 amino acids)
Source: RefSeq, a predicted model, not a curated record
CACAAGGCCGUGGAAUUCUUGGGUCUCAGGCUGUUUCUGGAGGGUCUGGGAGCCCUGGAUUUCCAUCUCCAUGGGGCCGCAGGCCCGCGCAUGCAUGAGCACCUAGGGCGCCCACCAUGGCGGAAGGCAGUGAGCUGAUGAGCAGGCUCAUGAGCGAGAACGCGGACCUCAAGAAGCAGGUGCGGCUGCUGAAGGAGAACCAGAUGCUCAAGAGGCUGCUGAGUGAGAGCUGCCAGGACACCUGUGGCCGUGGCGGCCGUGACCUCCUCUUCCCCAAAACCAACACCUACCCUGAAGCCUGCUCACCCGGGAGCGGAGUACCUGAGUUUGGCAGAUUCUCUGGCAUGCCUGAGGCGCCCACCCAGCUGCAGACGGCAUCUCUCGAGGACCUGCUGUGCUCGCAUGCACCUCUCUCCAGCGAGGACGACGCCUCCCCGGGCUGUGUUGCCACCUCCCAGACGCCCUUUAAGGCCUUCCUGAGCCCCUUGGAUCUGCGCACUCAUCCAGCCACUGACCGCAAGCUGUCCCCACUGUUGAGCCCCUCGCAGGACCCGCUGGUGGACAAGACCCUGCUAGAGUCCCGGGACAUGACGCGGCCCAAGAAGGUGUGCUUCUCAGAGAGCAGCCUGCCCACGGGAGAUCGCUCCAGGCGGAGCUACUACCUGAAUGAGAUCCAGAGCUUCGCAGGCGCGGAGAAGGACGGCCGCAUUGUCGGGGAGAUCGCCUUCCAGCUGGAUCGUCGCAUCCUGGCCUAUGUUUUCCCGGGAGUGACACGGCUCUAUGGCUUCACGGUGUCCAACAUCCCAGAGAAGAUAAAGCAGACCUCUGUCAAGUCGCUGGAUGGCUCGGUAGACCAGAAGAAGCUGCGCGAGCUGACACAGCGCUACCUGACGCUGACGGCGCGGCUGGAGCGGCUGGGCUACAACCGCGAGGUGCACCCGGUGUUCAGCGAGUUCCUCAUCAACACUUACGGCAUCCUCAAGCAGCGGCCCGACCUGCGCGCCAACCCGCUGCACAGCAGCCCCGCCGCACUCCGCAAGCUGCUCAUCGACGUGGUGCCGCCCAAGUUCCUGGGCGACUCGCUGCUGCUGCUCAACUGCCUGUGCGAGCUCUCCAAGGCUGACAGCAAGCCGCUCUUCGCCUGGUGAGCCCGUGCUGCCCGCUCCGCCCGCUCCUGGGGCCACCACGCCCCUG